UAAGGUGGAGUGGGAAGAUCAGUCACGUGGUAAACGUGGUGGAACCACGGGUGGAACCGAGCUCUCGAAGCUAUUGUUCGCAGCCUCGUUGAUUUGCGCGCGGAGUUUUGUAUGCGACUCGUCGCCGAAAUGUAUGUGUUCGCCGAGUACGAGCAUUCAUUCGACACCGCCGUGGUUGAGCACGCGCGCGUUCGCAUCUCCGAAUCGGAACGCUUUGAGCCGAACCACGUGAAUGACUUCGAUCGGAUGAAGACCUACUACGUUCGGUCGUGUCGAAGGGGCAGUGGACACAGUCGCACGUGUGCCUACGAGGGAGCCAAAAUCAUUCACAUGACAGUUACCCUGGAGGAAAUGGCCAUGUUCAAAGCAAACCGACCAAGGAUGGCAGAUGUUGGACGAAACUUUGUUGAGGAAACGCACAGCCCUCAGCCACCCCUGUGCAAAGACAGAGACCACAUCCGCGAAGAAGAGAGGCAGCAACAGAUUGACGAUGCCCUCAAUAAUUACAAGCUGCAGUGUUUGCCUGUGGGCGCAAGCACAGAUCUGGAGCAGAGGCUGCUGGCGAUGGAGAAAGAACUCAAAAGACUGAGACAAGGAGGGAAACAGUGAAAGACCUGCGGCUGCAGUCUGCAAUGGGUCCCAAACUGCCUAUGCCGACCUCGAAAAAAAAUAUCGAGAGGGUGCAGACAGAUCUUGCGAAUCUGAGGAGUGACCAUGUGCAGCUGAAGAAACGCUUUCGAGAUGGAAAUCGUUCCAUUCUUGAAGCUGACGGGGAGAAUCUGGAAAGCAACAACUCGGGGUACUAUGUAGUACGACAUCGAACCCCAUCACCGCAAAGAAACGAGGCUGCAUCCGAGGCAGAAGGCAGUGUGCACUCCAAUGCUGCUUCUGAUGGGGAUGAAGGCAACAAAGAAGAUAGUAUGCUCUUCACUGCAGCUUCCGAUGCUGAACCUGAAUUAGCCGAGCCUGAAUCGGCCGAGCCUGAAUCAGCCGAGCCGGACAAUGACCAGGAAAUGAACGGGAGCAGUGAUUCAGAAAAGAACUCGAGAUGUAGUGGCUCACGCCACAUAGGAUCCUUCGGAGCGAAUGGAAUGGUCUAUGCAGGCAACAACUACUGGAUUGACAGACGGGAGUGGAGCAAGCUCUUCAGUGCUCCCACAGACGCCAGGUUUUGCAAGCUUGCCGCUUUGCUGUUUUGGACCCCUGAAGAACUGCUGGAGCGCAGUGUGACUGGCACUCCUUCUAACCGUUCUCUGUCGUCUGGAAAGUUCUAUCCAAGGCAGCCACUGAGCCCGGAAAAGCUCGCUACAGUGAAAGGCCUCUUUCGAUACUAUGCGGGCAAGGAUCCCCUGGCACAGGAAAGACAGAAAGCUGUGCGGAGGCACCUGUCAGCCACACUCUGCAAUAUUCGCCGCCACGGGGUCACAGACCUACCGCAUUCAUUGGCCACCAGGACAGAUGAAGGAAGGCCCUGAAUCUUCCGACGACUCACCAGAAGUGGUCACUCGCCACUCUUGGAGAAGGUAGCUUUGUGGGCAAAGUCUGUGCUCUUGAACAACAGCUGCAAUGACAGCAGAUGUGUAGUUGUUCUGAUGGUGCUGUACAUUUUACCCAUUGUGCCAAAAGCAGUUUUACUGUCUUUGUUUUUAUGUGCGCAGCACCAUUUUAAUAAAAUUCACACUGUGUGCCUUGUGUUUUAAUCU
Rhipicephalus microplus (southern cattle tick) is the source of this 1703-nucleotide messenger RNA. RefSeq lists its product as uncharacterized. Gene Ontology annotation, molecular function: DNA binding. Lineage: Eukaryota; Metazoa; Arthropoda; Arachnida; Ixodida; Ixodidae. The record is from RefSeq and is a predicted model, not a curated record. Gene Ontology annotation, biological process: negative regulation of DNA-templated transcription.